Molecule: messenger RNA, 1677 nt
Organism: Symbiodinium natans
Lineage: Eukaryota; Dinophyceae; Suessiales; Symbiodiniaceae
Source: the annotation of a GenBank genome assembly
AUGGCGGUCAAGAUCGGCAUCAACGGAUUUGGACGAAUCGGUCGCAUGGUCUUCCAGGCCAGCGGUGAUCAGGGAGCCAUCUGCGACCAGGGACUUUUGGGCUCCAAGCUCGAUGUCGUCGGCGUGGUCGAUAUGUCCACCGAUGCCGAGUACUUUGCCUACCAGAUGAAGUACGCCACGCCCCGAGACUCCGUGCACGGCAAGUUCAAGCACGAUGUGAAGAUCGGUGAGAAGGACGAGCUGAUCGUGAACGGCCACAAGAUCAAGUGCCUUGGCCGAGAUGUGACUUGGUUCUUGCCCGGGUGCAUCCAGGCCAGCCGCGAGGGCCCCAAGGCCCUGCCUUGGAAGGACAUGGGCGUCAAGUACGUCAUCGAGUCCACCGGCCUCUUUGUGGAGUACGAGUGGCUAGGCUCUGUAGUUCUGGGCAGUAGAGGCAGGAAGGCCGCAGGCCACAUUGAGGCAGGCGCCGAGAAGGUCAUCAUCUCCGCCCCCGGCAAAGGCAACCUGAGCCUUGCCAGCUCAGAGAAGCGCAGGGGCUUUGCAGUAGGGCGCCGUGUCGCUCUCACGACUGUGCUUGAAGCGGCUGCCCGACGCAGACGCGCCCUGCAGUCCUGCAACCAGUUCGUUGCUGACCCCAAGGUAAGAAUUGGCAGGCUUCAGCGUGUACCUACCGUUGUGUCUUCUGUUGACGCCGAUGGGCAGCGUUUGAGUGCCCGGUAUCCUUGUGAGCGCUGUGGCCGUACCGCUACUCUCGCGGAGUUUCGCCGCUCUCCUUGCAAGCUGCGGACCUGCAAGACCAGAGGCCAAGAGGCGGCUGAUGAGGGUGACCCCAUCUCCCCCUUGUGCUCGCGUCUUGCCUGGUUGGUCUAUGUUCAAUGUGAUGGUGACGCGAGGAGCCUGCGUGUCAAAUCGCAAGCGCAAAGCCCCACAGACGCAGAGAAAACGCUGGGAGAACUUUCCAUCGCAGUCCGCAGCGCUUUGCUUUCCUUCCUAGGACGAGUUUGCAACGACAAGCUCUUCGCCGCAGCCUCCAAAAAGAAGACGCUGGUCAUGGGCGUGAACCACACCGAGUACGACAAGGCCAACCACCACGUGGUGAGCAACGCCUCCUGCACCACGAACUGCCUCGCCCCGAUCUGCCACGUGCUCCUCAAGGAGGGCGUCGGCAUCGAGAAGGGACUGAUGACCACCAUCCAUGCCUACACCGCCACGCAGAAGACCGUCGAUGGCGUGUCUGCCAAGGAUUGGCGAGGAGGUCGUGCGGCCGCAUGCAACAUCAUUCCUUCCGCGACCGGGGCCGCCAAGGCUGUGGGUGAGGUGCUGCCCGUCACCAAGGGCAAGCUCACAGGUAUGGCUUUCCGAGUGCCCACGCCAGACGUCUCCGUGGUGGACCUCACCUUCACCGCUGAGAAGGACACGUCGAUCGAGGAGAUCGACAAGCUCCUGAAGGCAGCCACCGAGAGCUACAUGAAGGGCGUGCUGUCCUACACAGACGAGGAGUUGGUGUCCAUGGACUUCGUUCACAACAAGAACUCUUCCAUCUACGACUCCAAGGCCACCCUGCAGAACAACCUCCCGGGCGAGAAGCGAUUCUUCAAGGUCGUGUCCUGGUACGACAACGAGUGGGGCUACUCCAACAGGGUUGUGGACCUUCUGACGCACAUGAUCAACGCGUAG